UUCUCAAUUUUGACACAGUCUUCAGGAAAAAAGAACAUGGCUGUAAUACGCCAGUGUACCCGGUGAUGCUAACUGCCAUAUCUCAGUCCCUGACACUUCGUACUCCCCUUAUUCCCAGCAGAGAGAAGAGCAGUAUGAGACCUGAGAACCAGAGCAGUGUGUCUGAAUUCCUCCUCCUGGGGCUCCCCAUCCAGCCAGAGCAGCAGGGCAUGUUUUUUGCCCUGUUCCUGGGCAUGUACCUCACCAUGGUGAAGGGGAACCUGCUCAUCAUCUUGCUCAUCAGGCUAGACUCUCGCCUCCACACCCCUAUGUACUUCUUCCUCAGCCACGUGGCCUUUUCUGAUGUCUCUUUCUCAUCUGUCACCAUCCCAAAGAUGUUGAUAAACAUGCAUACUCAAGAUCAGUCCAUCCCCUAUGUAGACUGCAUUUCACAGAUGUAUUUUUUCACUUUUUUUGUUUGUCUUAACAAUUUACUUCUCAUAGUGAUAGCAUAUGACAGGUUUGUGGCCAUCUGUCACCCACUGCACUACACCACCAUCAUGAGGGAGGAGCUGUGCAUCUUAUUGGUGGUUGGGUUCCGGUUCUUUUCUUGUGUCCACGUCCUGUUACACACCCUUCUCCUGUCCCGCUUGUCCUUCUGUGCUGACAACACCAUCCCCUACUUCUUCUGUGACCUUACUGCCCUCCUUAAGCUGACCUCCUCAGCCAUCUACCUCAAGGAGCUAGUUAUCUUCACUGAGGGGGGAGUGCUUGUCGUCUUGCCAUUGAGUGCUAUUUUGGGCUCUUACGUCAGCAUUGGGGCCACCAUCCUGAAGGUCCCCUCCACCAAGUGGAUCUGCAAAGCCUUGUCCACCUGUGGCUCCCACCUUUCUGUGGUGUUUCUGUAUUAUGGGACUCUUGCAAUUAUUUACUUCUUUCCUUCAUCAAACAAUUCCCAAAUCAAGGACAUAAUAGCUUCAGUUAUGUAUACAGUAGUGACCGCCAUGCUGAACCCCUUCAUCUACAACCUGAGGAACAGAGACAUGAAAUUGGCUCUGGGGAUGCUUUACAAAGGGUAGGAUUAUUUUUGCCAAAUGACAGUUACCUAUUCAUGUUUUUUGUUCUCCUUGUGAUGCUUCCAGUGAUGCCUCCUUGA
Messenger RNA from Trichechus manatus latirostris (Florida manatee), 1135 nucleotides. RefSeq names its product olfactory receptor 1J4-like. Bases 66 to 1058 code for a protein of 330 amino acids. Gene Ontology annotation, cellular component: plasma membrane. Lineage: Eukaryota; Metazoa; Chordata; Mammalia; Sirenia; Trichechidae. The transcript has a single exon. Gene Ontology annotation, biological process: G protein-coupled receptor signaling pathway. Gene Ontology annotation, molecular function: olfactory receptor activity; G protein-coupled receptor activity. The record is from RefSeq and is a predicted model, not a curated record.